CAAAACCGAUUUACAGAAGUCUGAAGCGCACGCAGGGCUAAUAUCUUUAUAGUAGUGAUUUCUAGUUUCUGUUUCUGAGACUGCCCGUGGACAAAACGCAAAGAAAAACCGAAUAUGUUGUAAAUAUUAUCAAAAAAUAUCUGAAAUGUGUUUAACUAAAACCUGUCACUAUACUUUUUUAAAAAUUGUUUCACUUAACAAAUCUUCGAUUCAUUCUAAAACACUCCAACUAUAAUCGACAAACUUAAGGCGAGAAAUGGAAUGAUCUUUGGACCAGCACUUUAUUUUCUUAAGAAGCAAAAUAAAAAACAACAAUGGGUUGCAUCAACAGCAAAGAAGAGCUCAGAGAAAUACAAUCUAGCUCUAUUACUAGAUCAUCGAAUGUGUACAGAGUGAAUGCUUGUCGCAUAUCAGCUGACGCUGAAACCAUACAGAACGGCUUUCUGGAGCUGUCGCCCAAAGAGCUCGCCUUCCUUCCCGAAAUGGGCGAAACUAUAAAGUGGGCAUUGCAACACUUGCGACGUUAUGGCUGCACAGGCGAUGUCUUUAGCUUUGAAGCCGGUCGUCGAUGCAUGACUGGCCCAGGAAUCUAUACUUUCCGCAUGCAUAACGCAGAGAACAUGCACCGUUUGUUCCAGAGCUAUAUUAAUUCAGUCGCCCGAAACAAUGAUACUGUCCCUUUAGCCUGUACUGAUUUUCCCACUUCGCUAGAUCUUUCCUCUUCUCAUUCUCAAGAUCCGUAUUUAGAACCAUCGUCUGCAACAUCUAGUCUGCUGCAAAACAGAGCAAAUCUCUACCGACAAGAUUCCGCACAAAGCAGUCCUUUGAGUUCUAACUUAAAUUCUCCGAGCUCGUUUCAGGGCGCCAGUUUUACAAAUGAAGUUAUCCACUUAAACGCACAGACAAGCAGAUUUACAAAUCCAAACAGUAAUUUAUAUCAGGAGUUUCCCAUUAAGCCAAAUGAAUUCAAUAACAAUAUACCAAAUAAAAAUAAGUCACAAGACGUGCCCCCGCAGGAGCUAGCACCAAAUAUACAAAAUGUUGAUUCAAUUGAUUGUCUGCAGCAUCCCCGAAAGUUUUUGCCCAUCAACGAUGAUGAACAGCAUAUGUACGAGAAUGUAAUUGACAUUGAUAAGUCGGCUAGUUCGCUAGAGGAGCGUUGUUACGAGAACUUCAGUAGUAUUAAUCUUCCAAUUUUAAUAAAUGAAUCGACGAACAAAACACCAACGAAUGAAAAUAGCGCUGUGGUUAAUUAUAUAACGCUAGAUUUAGUGCAAUCGCCCACUUCAACAGAUUCAUUUUCUUUAAAAGUGAAGACAAAUGGAGCUGCUGCGACGGCAGAAACGUUAGCAAAAAAAGACAGCAACAACGAAAUUGUAAACACCAUUAAGGGACAAGAGUAUCGGGGGAAUAACACUUUGUUCCCAAGAGCUAUUACGGAAUUGAGUAAUAGCAAUCCAGAUGCAGUUGUAAAUGAGAGUUCGUCUAUGGGAUAUUCGACGAUAGACUUUAUAAAGACUUGUGCUUUGAUAAAAACAGCACCUGGUUGUGAUGUUGAUUGCCAAGAGUCUAGGAUAACGCGACAUAGUACGUGCGUACUUAAAAAUAGUUCUUUAAGUGAAUAAGAUGGCGAAAUAUUUAAGAGCAUAUGCAUUUAUAUUUUUAAAAAAUGCAUUGGAUAUGGAUAGCUCAACGCCGCCGGCCGGUGACCACCUUAAUAUAGGCGAACUGAAGUCCAAAUACAACCUACAAAUAAAUCCACUAUUCUAGUCGCUUUUCAUAAACUAGUCAUUAGAAAUGUUUUCCAUAGUGGUAUUUUGUGGCUUGAAUUCCAAACAUUAAAAAUGUAGAUAGGUGCAUUUUGAAUGUUUGAAAUUCUAGUUAUCUUAAACAAAUCAUAAUAUCAGUGAGCUUUUGUUGUACUUAAUAAUAAAAAAAAAAGUUAUAUAACUUAGCGUGUUUUGCAACUUUUAAACAAUAUUUGUUUUCUCAUAAAUAUUCAAAGAUAGUUUAUGAUCUAUGCUAGGUAGAGUAAGUUAUAAGUGACAAAUACAAAAUUAAAAUGUAAAUACUAAAGUAAAUAUAUGUUGAAUACUAUUUAUUACAUUGAAUCUAA
Eupeodes corollae is the source of this 2116-nucleotide messenger RNA. RefSeq lists its product as uncharacterized. Lineage: Eukaryota; Metazoa; Arthropoda; Insecta; Diptera; Syrphidae. The record is from RefSeq and is a predicted model, not a curated record. Gene Ontology annotation, cellular component: cytoplasm. The transcript has 2 exons. Gene Ontology annotation, biological process: cell surface receptor protein tyrosine kinase signaling pathway. Bases 315 to 1625 code for a protein of 436 amino acids.